Prorocentrum cordatum is the source of this 1308-nucleotide messenger RNA. Lineage: Eukaryota; Dinophyceae; Prorocentrales; Prorocentraceae. The record is from the annotation of a GenBank genome assembly.
CUUCGUUCUACUGCUCAGUGUCUGCCUUCGUGUCCGUGCCAACGUUGCCAUUGUCGGUGUUGCUCCUGUCGUUGUUGAUGGUGGCUCUCUCGCGACUUCUUCGGCCAUUCUAGGCUCUGGAUCAAGGACGGUUACCCUCAGCGCCCGGAAAGCAUGAUGAAGCCAAGUUGCAGGGCAUUGUGCUUUUGCAUGAGGGGGUCGUCCAUGGUUGGGCUGCUCUUGUUAUUGCAGCCGCUGGGGAUUGUGGCACAAGAGAUGCCACCCAGGAGAGGGGGCGGUGUCAUACAUAUCUCCCCAGGGUGCUUGCCCAGAGAUGAUCAGCACGUAGACUUGUGGUGCCCGGGAGCGGCUGGCUACGAGUGUUACAAGAUCCCAACGUUGUUGCGCAUCCCGAACACUACACAUUUACUCGCCUUUAUUGAAGCAAGGAAGCAUUCUUGCGACGACCACGGGUACGUCGACCUGCUCCUGAGGCGCUCCAGCGACAAUGGGAAGAGCUGGUCCCCCGCGACGAUGAUCUACAGCAACAGCAGCGAGACUGAGUGGCACACCAUCGGAGAUGCUCUCCCCGUCUUCGACUCGUGGGAUGGAUCCGUCCACCUGGUCUUCACCCGCGACAAUCGGGAGGCCCUGCUGUCGCGCAGCGUGGACCAGGGAGCGACGUGGAGCGAGCCGCGCGACAUCUCCCGAUCCCUGGUGCGCCGGCCGGGCAGCUUCCUGGGCACGGGCCACGACCACGGCCUGCAGCUGAGGUCGGGGCGGCUGCUGGUCCCCAUGUACGGGGGCGGCACGGGGCCCUUCGUGGCGUGCUCCGACGACCACGGCGCCUCCUGGCACAUCGCUGGCCAGGUGCCCACCUCCCCGACCGAGUGGGUCAUGGCCGAGGCCCGCGAGCGCGGCGGAAGCGAGCUUGUUGCCAGCCUCCGCUCCGAGCUGGGCCGGCUGAUGUCGUGGUCCAGCGACGGGGGCGACACCUGGACGCCUCCGAAGCGCGCCCCCGGCCUGCCGGAGCCAGUGGGCGGCUGCGAGGGUGCCAUGUUCCUCCACCCGGACGGCAGGUCUGGAAGGAUAGACAAAUUCGUAUAAACAGGGAGGGCGUUCGUGAAGGAGUGUGCCCAGGAGGCUUCAAAUCCUGGAGGAUUCCGUAUCUGAUGAGGGCGGUGGUGUUUUCCAUGGCCAAGUCCCAAUUGGUGUUCAACCGGCUUCCCUGGGUGCCUUAUAUCCAGGGUUCCUUAUCCAAUGCCCUCGCCUUAUUCGGAGGUCCGCGCGGAUUUCUUGGACCGGUGCUUGGGGUGCCCCUGGCAGCGC